AUGGCGCGUCCGAACAACUGCCGGAGGCUGUGGCUGACGCUGUUGGCCGUCUGUGUGUGCGGGGCGUCCGCUCAACGGCUCGUGCCGUCAGUCAAAGUCCGCGACCAGGGCACCGUGUCCGGCGACGACGUAGUGCUCAGCAAGCUCGGAUACCGGGCCUGGGUAUAUCUGGGCAUACCGUUCGCCAAGCCGCCCGUGGGCGACCUCCGGUUCGAGGCGCCCGACGCGGACCCGCCGCCCGCGUGGACCGGAGUCCGCAACGGGUCCGCGCACAUGCCGGGGUGCAUUCAGAAUCCGCCGGCCAUCACGCAACCCAUAUACAGGCUGUUCGCUUCCAUGGGUGCCACGUCCGGCGGCCAGCACAAGACAUCCGAGGAUUGUCUGUACUUGAACAUCUACAGGCCCGAAGGUGAGUACCGAGUAUACACCUGCAAAAUUAGUGCUGGCAGUCAGAUGCCGGAUUUAAGGUUAUGGGAGCCCGGGGCUAAAUACCGAUAAGAAAACUGGUUAAAGAUACGUAUAAAUAAACAAAAAAAAAAAACAAAUCAUCUACAAAAACACACAUUGUGCGGCCCUCUUUAACUUACGGCCCGGAGUUAUAGCCUUCCUCCUUUAUCUAGCCCUGCUGGAAGUCGUGCACGUAUGAUAUUGUAUUCAAAUAUUUGAAAUUAUUUGUUUUGUACUUACCGAUUUUAAGCGACAGUUACGUUGGAAUGUUCGGAUUAAUAUAUACCGCGACCGUGGUGUCGGUGUGUUAUUAUAGAUGCCGAAGUGUAUUUUUGCAAGUUAAAAUGUUCGAAAUACGAGUUUAAAUUUAAUUUUUAAUUACUUUUUUUUUAAAUUUAAUUAUUAUAUCUACUUGUUAUUAUUAUUAGGUAUUAGUUUAAUGUCCAUUGCCUAAACAGUGGUUCUCAACCUUUUUGACACUACGGACCACUUAAAGAACUUUCUAUGGGGUGCGGACCAUCACUAUAUCGGCCGAUAACCAUAAAAAAAAAAAAAAGUAAUAAAAAUCUGGUAAUGUGAAAGCAACUAUUCGUUAUACGUUCAGGCAAGGCCAAAUUUUUAACGCCUGGCCAAAUUACGGAAUUUUAAAUACUCAAAUAAAAAUUGUAAUUUUGUAGGUAUUGCCUCGUGGACCACCACACAUUAUCUCAAGGACCACCGGUGGUCCACGGACCAUACGUUGGGAACCACCUUAAGGGAUAUUUUAAAAUACAUUUAGUGCGUACGUGUUGUGUUUUAGAACUUUUGACAUAAUAAUAUUGUUUCGACGAUUUAGAUUUUUGAAAACGUGGCAUAACAUGACUAAUAUGCGUCUCUGUUAUUAUAUACUUAUGUGUAAUGCUUAGAAUAGUAAUGGUUACGUAACAGUUCGCCACACUGUACGAGUCGGUGCUUCCAAAGACAUUUUCAGUAUAGAUAUUUUAUUAAUUUUAAUUUUAAAAAAAUUCAAUGUAUCCUAUAUUAUAGUCAAAAGAAUUAUAAUAUGAUUUCAAAAUCGAAACUAGUAAAAUGUAAUUCCAAUAGUUUAUCUGGAUUUUUGAUCUAAAACGUUUUAUUCGUCGCGUUGCGUCGGUAAGAAAAACGGCCGUACCGACCCUUUAAUUUAAUAUGUAUCAGACAGUAGCUGAUCAAUGGAAUAGUCUUAUCAUUAAGGUGGAAGAAGGUUAUUGAAAUAUAAAAAAAAUUGAAAAAAAUUUAGAUAAUUGUCAACCGAAAUUUUCCUAUUUUAUUUUUAUUAUUUUUUAUUUAGCAGUAAUUUUCGAAUUCUAAAGCAGUCUAUAGCAGUAUAGCAUUUUAAUAAAAUAUACUUAUUAUUCAUCAUGUUUGAAAAUGUAAAUGGAUACCUACAAUUACAAAAUGUAUAGAAGAUAAUAAUAUAAAAUAACUAUUGUACUAAUAAUUUAAAAUUAAAUAAAAAUGCAAUUAGUUGUUACUUAUCUAUUAUAGUUCAAAAUUUUAAAUAUUUAUUUAGUUAUACGUUAUACAUACCAAAAUUUUAAGACCCGGGUUUCUAUGCAAAUACUAUGUAUAAUAAUAAUAUUAUAUAUUGUACAUGUUUCUGUACAUUUUACUCCAUAAAUAUUUGUGUUCGUUAAGUCGAUGUUUCAAAAGUUCGUGAAUCUUUUAUAGACCCGAUAAAGGUAAUAUUUAGGUGAUAUCAUUUUCUAUGAUAUCAUGGUAAAAAUAUCCAAAAUAGAUAUUCUAGCAAUAAAUGAUACAAUAUCAUUUGUUUAUGUACAGUUAAUAGUUUUAUUUAAUGGAUAAAUACGGAAAAUUAUUAGUUUCAUCGUACUUUUUGAUAAUUUUCAAUCAGUGAACAAAUUUUCUUCGAUAAAUUUUGUUUCGAUCAUCAACUUCAUGGGUGGUUUAUUGGUGGUGAACAUUGUUCAAGUGGUAUGAUGAAGCAGUAAUUUCUUGAUUUUCGUUGUAAUUACUUGAUAAUAGAGAAAAAUUCUUAAAAAGACACCAAAAGAAGAGAAAAUGUACCUAGUAUAACAGUGUCUAAUAUUUCCGAUUUUAUUUUAUUAUUAUACUAUUCAGUUACAAAGAAUAAGAUACAUUACAUUUAUUAUCAUAUUACUUCAGGCGAUGCAUUCGUUCGUUAAUCAUUUUUUCUUUAAUUUUUAUUUAUUCUAAUUCGUAACGCAAAAGCUUGACAUUAUUUUUGAAUAAUGUUUGUUGAACAAAAACGUAAAUUGUCGAGAAACAAUUGAAAUUAUAAUAGUGAUUUUUUUCGUAAUAUUAAAUUUUAAGUGGUCUGAGAAUUUUAAAAUUGCAUGUUUUCUAUUUUUUUUAUUUUAAAAAUAAACUUCAGUAUGUAACUACCUAUAUCUAUAUAAUACUUGCCCGUUGCUUUGCGUGCUGGUGUCAAAAAAAUCAUAAUCUUGUGUAAUAUUUCCCUUGAUACACAUUAUUACACAGAAAUGAAAUGUUAAAAAUAAAUUUAAUUUAUUGCCUAUAUUUGUUAAAUGUACAUUACUUGUGCAAUAUAUAUAUAAAUAAUAUUGUAUUAAUUAUUGUUAAUUUGUUAAAUAUAAUCAUUUGACCAAAAAAUUAUACCUAUAAUGAACCUCCUGUAAAAUGUUCACAUAUUUCUGUUUGGUUUGACAAUUUUAUCCACAGAAUACCUACCGAAUACAAGUUAAGUAAAAAUCGUAAAAUUAAUAUGUCUAUAGAUAGCUCAAAAAUGGCUAAAAUAUUUUAAACAUUUUACUCCGUCUAGAAGAGGUAAAUAAAUAAUAAUUUUUCAGUUCAAAUUUCAAAUUAAAAAUAAUACAUAACGUACAUUUUUCCUGUUUCCACAAGUCUUUCCCGGCUUUUCCCAAUUAUUAUGAAAAUCGUAUGAAAAUUCAAAAAAUAACCUUCUUAUAGUAACGCCCAAUUAAAAAGUGUUCAGAAACAGUAUUACACUUCAAAAUUGGAGCAAAAUUUUUAGUAGAAAAGUUGUUCAUAGGCAGAAAUAAAAAUCACACAUUGUAAAAGAGAAAAACCAAUAUAUUACUGUCUUUGCUCAGAAUACAAUAAAUACAAUUUACAUGUGUUAUUACAUAUAUUAUAUGAUUAAUGAGUAGUUUUCCAUAAAAAUAAAAAAUACCUCAUAUAGUUUUCAAUUUAAUUAUACUCAAAAAGAAAAAAACAAUUUUUUGAUUGAUAAACUUAACGAGGGCGUAACUAAUUAUUACAUUUUAAAUCGAUAUAAUACCUUAGUCACAUGAAUAAUUAUCAAUUGUUUAGGCCUACGUGACCCAAAUAAAAUUAGUCAAUUGGCUUCAGUUUUUUAUUUACGUAUACCUAUGUUAUAUCAAGUGAAAAAGGAAAACAUCUAUUGUUAGAUAAACGUAUUAUCGCAUUUUUUCUACUGUGUAUAAUGUAUUAAAUAGGAUAAAUUAACGAUCAUUUAUGUGAUUGUUUUAUUUUUUAAUGCUAAUUUCACAAUAUUUACUCAAAUUAUGCCACAGUUCGUAUAAAAAUAACUUUCUAAAUUGAAAAAAAAAAUUGUAUUCAUAUUUUUUAAAAGUUAUUAAUUUAUUAUUAUUAUUAUUUUUUUUUUUUUUUGAAAUCGUUUUUUUUUGUACUUAUAUUUUAUAUUACUAAGCUUACAAAAAAAAUAUGUUAUGUACGCCAUUGUUGAUUAAUUCAAAAUGAACAUCCUAAACUUUUUAAUGAUGUGGUCGAUUAUAUAUUUAAAAAAAUAUUUUUUUAUUAUUACCAUUCUCUAUAUUAAACCACACGCAAUUUAAACUCAUUUAAGAUUUAAAUAAUGAGAUUAUAAUUGUAGUUCGUUGAAUUAUUAUUUAGUGGUUUUAUGAAGUUUUGCAUUCUGUCUGCAAAGUAAGUUUGAGGUAUUUUUUAUGUGGUUCUAGUAGUAUGACAUAAUACCUACUCAAAAAUAUAAUACACCAACAAUUUUGUCAAUAUUUGAAUGAACUAGCAACCACUCAACCAUCCACCUCAAAUUAUUGGUGGUUCAGUGAAUUACUAAAAUAAUAUUCAAACUAAUAUUGCCUUUGUGCAGUAUUGUCGUAUUGGUUAAUAUAAUAAUACAUGAUAAUAAUAAUACGUUUAUCUAGCAAAAAUAAUUUACAAUUUUACAAUAAUAAACAGAAAAAAAUUAGAAGUUAUAUGUUUGCAACUCCCCUUUAAACAUAAAGCUCGUGUUGGGAGGUAUAUAAGUUUGAGUUUAGUACAUUGUCGAGUGUAAAAUAAAGUAAUAAAUAUAAAUAUAAAAUUACAAAAAAAAAAAUAAACAUGCAUAGAUAAUUAGAUAGAUAUACUAAAUUAAAUCUGAUCCAAGUCUUCAACUACAUAGCUUUAGUCCUGAUGACAAUACAUUAAUAUAAGCAAACAAAUUUAUUACAUUUAAAACUAAAAACUAUCGUAAAAUGUUUUUUUUUUCAAUAUUAUUUUACUUAUUUUUCUUAUAAUUUUGUGUAAUUAUUCUUAAGAUUGAUUUUCAUCAAUUUUCCAUUAUUUUGUGUUCCUUGCUUUACAAUUCUUUACAAUUUUUUCGUAGGAAUUAUACUCUUGGUCCAUUACUAUUCUUUUUACAGAAUAUAUAUAUUCUAUACCUUACAUAAUUUUCAUUUUCUUUGCACCCUUCUAUAGUCCAAACAACACACCAUGUUUCAGCACAUGUUCAAUCCAUUUAUUUUGUUUUUAAAAUACUUUUCUAUCAUGAUGCUCUUCACUCUGAUAUUUAUUUCAAUACUUAUUUUACUUAGUGAGUAAAUAAAAUAAAAUAACAAUAUUUGUUUGAUUUUAUGAGAUCUAUAGAAAUAAUUAUUUCUAGUAUUUGUUAUUUGUAUAGGUAAAUACAUUUUACAAUUCCUUUUUUGAUAUAACGGAUACCUCUAGGCUAUAUUAUUUUUAAGCGCGUUUUAUUUUUUGUCAAUUUUAUGAUUACAAUUAUUGCUGUAUUAUAGAUAUACCUAGAUAUGUUUAUACCACGAGCAAAUUAAUCGGAUUAGAGAAGUCAAUCCGAAUCGAUAUAUCGGAUUAAGUUCCUUAACUGAUCGCGUUAACACGGUACGUUUACAUCAUAUACCUAUAAACAGUAGUGGUGUCUAAAUUUUACCAAAUCUAAAUUUGUAGUCACGGUGGUGUAAGCAUAUAAAAAAUACUCACAAUGUCAUAUACAUUAAACAGUUGCGUUAAAAAUAAUAGAGCGUACAUAGGUAAAAAGUAAAUUUAAAUUUUAAAUAUAAUAAUUUUAUUUAAAACUAUACAAAUAUGCAAUACCUAAAUAUUAAAAUUAUAAAAUAUAUUUGACAAACAGAACUUAAAUAAAAUGGUAAAACAAUAUUUAUUGUAAUUCAGAAAUGUAUGCCUAUACUAUAAAAUAGCUAUUAUACUCGUGUAUAAAAACGCUUGUCAUCCUGAGUCUGACUGGUUUAAUGACUGAUUCAUUAUUACCAUACCGAAACUGCUGAACCUAUAAGUACAAAAUGUGGACAGUAGUUUCAUGUUAUAACAUAGACUCCCUCAGUAGGGGUUUUUUAAAAUUCAAGAGGGUUUUAAAGUGAAACUUCAUAGUGUCUAGAGCUUUUAGGUAGAGCCGCUUGCCAGGGAGCGAGGCAACUUCGUGGCGUCGUCACCGAUGCUUAGCGUAUAUAUCCAUAGACAGCCUCUGACUCUCUCAUUUUAUUUUCUCUUCGCCAUAAUCCCCCUCGAUCAUGAUGAGAACGGUAUACCUGGACCGGAGCGCCACGUUCACCAGCCUAGCGGUGUGUUUUUUACAUAUAAAGUGUUCCCUAAUAGGGAAACGUAGGACAGCUUUUUCUCCACGACUGACAUGAGGAGUGCCCGCUUCGCCUGAGAGGGCCUCCUGAUGAUCGAUAUCAAUCACCCAAUAGUGAUGACUAUCUUUAUUGUCUUGCUGCCGAAGGUAUUUUAACUCAAGUGCUUAUUAUUACAGACUGUCAAGACCCAUACCUCUUAAAUUUCCUAACAUUUGUUGUUUCAAGCAUGGGCGUUCUCACGGGGGGAGGGGGGUGGAUCCUCCAUCUUCUAUAGUUUUUAAUUUUAGGUAAUAUAGAGUUUCCUGUUUAACUAAUAUUUAGUGAUGAUAAUCAAAUUAGUAAAUAUAAUCAAUAAACAUUUUUUUGACUCGUUAUUAUUUUAUACAAUAUUCGUAUACAGAUUACAGACCAUGCACGGUUACAGACUGUAUUUGUAUUUUAUAUGCCUAUGGUUACAGAUUAUCUUUACUGCGGUUUUGGUUUAUAAUCAGCUGAGUUCAAUGAAACUCCUUUGUAUGGUUGAAUUAUGCAUAAAUUCAAAUUCUGUUUUUUGGAAAUUUUAAGUUUUUUGCAUAUUUAGGUGUUCCACGACAUUAAAUAUUGUGGAGUUAUUUUAAAGAAUAUCCGUGGUGAUAAGAAAAUUUAUUUUUCAAAUUAGAACCUACAUAUUUUGAUACAAAUUAAUGAUUUUUUUUUCAACAUUUUGAUAUAUUUCAAAUGAAAUUUAUGAUGAACGAAAUAUUUCAGAGUUAUUCUCAUUUACAUAAUAAGGAUAAUAGUUUUUACGGCAAUCGGAUACCAACUGCGUAUAGAUAACUUCUUAUUUUGAAUCGUGCAGUUAUUAUUCUUUAGUAUUUAAAUUAGAAUAAUUCGGACCCUUUUGUUUAAAUGUUUUGUUGUUUAAAUUUCGAUAAAAAUACGUCUACAUUUUCAGUCAAAUCACCUGAUUGACAAUUUGCAUUAAAACAUGUUUCAUUAGAAAAACCAAACUUGGUAUUGUCACAGGAUACUCCUUAAGGAUACACUUAAGUAUUUUAAAAAAUAUAAGAGUAUGAAAAUAUCAUCUUUUACUACACUUAAAAAUUACAAAUAUCAGAAUUUGACUUUAUGCAUAAUUUAACCAUAUACACGGAGUGAGUACUGAACAUGCUUAAAAAAUCACUCUGUAUAUUGUUAUAGAUAUUUAAGAAAAAAAAAUUAAUAGGGAGAUACGUCCCACUCACCUCCUCCAUUUGAUUGCCCCUUAAAUAUAGCGUAUUGAAAACGUAUAUUUGAUCAAAAUGAAACGAAAUUAUUUAAUUAAUUACUUGAAUUAGUAAGUAUGUUACAUUUUGUUUCAAAAGAAAGUUUAUGCCUCCUACAAGUAUUAAUAUGGAGGAGACUAUAAAAGUUGAAGGUAAAGGUGAUGUAGGCAAAAGUAAAUUGCCUGAGCAACCUGAUGAAAAUUGUAGUUGUAGAUAGAGAAGUCCAAUUCUCAAAACUCAAGAAAAAUUGAUAUCAUUUGAUAAAUUCAAUAUUUUAAUCAAAAAUAUAAUUUGUUAUAAUUUAGUUUAUGUUGAUUUUAUAUAAGAGAUGGGUUGUGAGGGCUUAAUUCCCAAGGCUUACUUUUUAAUACAUUUUCAUAUCCCCACCAAUACAAAAUCCUGAGAACGUCUUUUAGAACUUAGAUUAUUAACUAUCGUUUAAACAGUUUAACUCAUAAUUGGGUUAUCUACUUUUUUAGUAUAGUAGAGUAAUUUGAGUGUGUCAUUAUAAAAAAUUAUAAUAACUAUAGCUAAACAAACAAAAUCCGAUGUUUACGACUACAACUCAAAUGAAAUGUAUUCAAACUAACUUUUUCGGCAUAUAAAAAUGUGUAAAAAAAGGUGUUUUAGAAUAAUGGUGACGGGAACAACCAUUGUUGUAGGUGGAAAUUUGGAAAGGUAGGAUACAGAAGGGAAUUUAAUGUAAAAAAUGAAAACAACACCAUUGUUUGGGGUAAUAUUGAUUUUCAAUCUACUCGAUUAACAGAAUAUAUAUUGAAGGUUAAAAAGAAAGACGUCCUAGAAUAAUGGGGAUGGGUGCAGCCACUGUUAUAGAUAAUUUAAUGUAUACCUGUAAAUAAUAAUAAACUAUUGCUUACAAAGAAACGAUUCUGAGCACAGUACAGUUGAUUGUAAUGUUUUGCCAACGAUAUAUAUAUCUCAUUUUAUAUUAAAAUAUUUAAAUUGGUUUUAUAUAUUAUCUUUAAUAAUAUUUAUUUAAUGUUGUACUAGUUUUCCCAGUUUUACUACGUCUUUACCGGUUUUCCCAUGUUUUAUCCCGUUUUUUUUUAAAUUUGAAGAGAAAACUCUUAAGAAAUACGAAAAAUGACCUCUCUAAAGUACUUCGCAAGUGAAUUUUUUUUUUAGAAACAUUGCUAUCAUUCAAAGUUGGAGCAAAAGUGCUCAGUAGAAAAGUUGCCACCGGAAAAAAAAAAUAUAAAUAUCUUUGUAAAACUAAAUGCUUCUUCGCUCUACUCAGAAUCUAAAAAUAUAUUUUCUUGGGAUGCAAAAUACUAAAAAAUAACAGGUCAUGGAGGCAUCCAUCCCCGAAACCUCUCUCUGUCCAAGUAAAUACACUACUUAUUGAACUUAGAAUUGUAUUGUAUUAUAUUAUAUAAGUUCAAGACUAGUUCACUAGGUAUUUAUACACUGUAUCAAGGCCGCAUAAUGGUAAAAAAUAAUAAUAUUAUGAUACUAAGCGGGUAAGCGUUGGGUAUUAUAAAUCUUACGGUAAACCAAGGUACUUUUAUAGAUAAUAUGAUAUGUAAGAUAAAGUAUUAAUUAAAUGUGUAGACAGCGUAUAGUUACUGAUGUAAUAGGCUGUUAUUAAUCAAAUAAUUUAACAUUGCGUGAGAAUACGUGAAUAUUAUAUAGGUGUAUCUACUAAUGUGUUGUAUGGAAUAGUCACGAAAGUAGAAGAAUUGUUUUUAUAAAAGUAUUAUUUUCGGGCACGUUAUAUACUCAAGUUUUUCUUCCCUUCCAAUCUAAGGGCUUACUAUUGUCAUUAAGGUAGAGUAAUUUUAUUUAUUUUAUCUGAUUUUAUUUUAAUUCUGAAUACUUUCUUUUCAUACAUAAUAUACCUUUAUAACACCGCGGUGACGGUUGUAAUUUAAUUUAUACGCAUCACGAAUGACGAAUUAUUACGUGAAGAUUUUAACAAUAGAUAAAAUGAAACAGGUAAGUAUCUAACUUCAAGUUCAUGUCGAUUUAUUUUCUUUACAUUUUAUUUUAGUUUAGAAGAUUUAGCAUUAUGUUUUUAAGUUGUAAAAGUUCCUUCACUUUUUAGAUUUUAGAUAUGAAUUGUCUGUAAACAACUUUUCUGUUAGAAAUCUUACUCCAACCACCAACUUCAGAGGUGGUUUUGGUGCAUUGAGUGGGAAAUUAUGUGAUAUUAUUUAAGGUUUUCUUAAUAAACACAGAAAACCCGAUGGAAAACACAGCGGAAAAACAGGAAAAUGUAUACAACAAAGAUUUCUUUUAUUUUCAAGUUUGUUUUUUUGUGUAAUUCAGUUCAACAACAAUCGUAGAGAUCUGAAAUAUUCACCCAAUACUUAUAUAAGCACUUUUUAGACAUGAUACAAUUUUUAAAAAAAUUAAAUGUUUUUUUGAACUAUUAAAAGGCAUUUGAAAUUGUCAAGUUCUUAUUUUUAUUUGGUCUUAUAUAAAUGUAAUUCUUUUUGCCUAUCAAAAUUGUUUGAAAAUUUAAUAAUAUCUAUAAAAUAUUAUGUAAAUAAUAUUUGAUUAUAUAUUUUAUGAAAUAAUUUUGAUGAAUCCAUGCAUCAUUACUUGAUUUUAUUUUUCCAUUUAGAGAUGUUAGCAGUAAAAAGAAAGAAAAUUACAAAAAUUGUUUGUUUAAAAUAUUUAAGAGUUAACCGAUUAUAUUUAGAGUAAAUAAAUAUAUAAAUACAAAAUAUAUACAUAGAAAAAAAAAAUAAAAAUAAAUGAAUAAAUAUUUUGAUUAGUGUAUAAUACCAUUAGUUUCAAAUUAAAAAUUCAUUAUUAGGUAUAUCUCAUUAUAUUUAUAUCAUUUUAUAAACUUUAGAUAUUUAGGUAGCUAUUUGAGUAAACACAACAGAUUUUAAAUAUCAGUUAACAAAAAANUAUUGAACAGUGAAAUAUAUUUAAUUAAUAUUUUCAAUUAUUAUUGAAGAAUUAUCUAAAUAUAAUUGUUAAAACACAAUAUUGUUAUUUAAAAAAAAUGUAUAAUUUAAACAAAAUUAAUGCAAAAUGGAAUGCUUAUUGUUCCAUCAAAACUAAUGUUUACUUUCAAUUUAUCUAAUUUUAAGAUAUCUGUGUUUAAAAAUUUGUUUAUACCUUCAAAAGUAAAAUUUGGACUGUGUAUACUUAAACUUGUUAUUGACCGCCCCUUAAGUUUGUUUACUAGAACAUCAAACCAUCUGUCACCAGUUACAAUGCAAUUUCUAAAAAUUAUAGUUUCUAAAUCAUGAUUUAUGUUAAGCAAGUUUUGUAGAAACCUAUCACUAGCUAUUUUAUGGUCCAAGCGAAAUUGUUUCAAAUGUCUGAAACUAAGAUGUAAAUUUGUCAUGUCGAUAAAAUUAGGAAACUUGCAUUCAAUGUAGGCUAAAUUCUGUAUAUUUGAAUAUACUUGACCUAAUUCAUACAGAGUAUGCUGGGUAUGUGAUUUAACAUUUAUAUGACUGAAUAUUAAUGUUGUAAGAUUUUUCAAAUAUGUAAAAUCCGUAGAAAAAUAUAUUUCAAGAUUAUAUUUGAUUUCUAAAACUGUAAUAUGCUUAUAUAUUGUAUCUGAGUAAUGAAUAGAGGAAUCACAAGCAUCUAAAUAUGUUUGAAUCGUUCUACUACCAAUCUCAAAAUGGGCUGGUGAUAGAUGUAAAAAGUUGUCAAAUGCAGUUUUAGUAUAGAAAUAUUCUACUACAAGUCGCGGAUAAUUAUUGCAAUGUAUCAUCCCAAUUUGCUUUAUUGUGUGUGAAUCUGAUUGAAUAAUACUCUGCCAUCGUCUGCACACAAAUGGUAGAACUACAAUAAAAUCCUUGGCUGAAACGUUUCGGAAUAUUUGGAGUAAAAUUUCAUCAGGUAGUUUGUUAAUGCAAAUUUGGUCGGUUUCCAUUUCUGCAAAAUCAUACAAUAAAAAUAACUAUUAAAUAUUGUUAUUUUAUUCAGUUAAAUUACAAUAUUCUUUCAGAUUCAUAAUCUUUAGGUAAAUUGCCCUUUAAUAUUAUAAUUAUUAAAUAUUGAUACCUAUUAAAAUUGUAUAGUCAAAUUAUAAAAAAUGUCACCUUUGAGUUGACUGGCUUUUUUUCCUGAUCAUCAGGUGUUAUAAAAUUAUAAUUUCAAAAUAUUAUGCAUUGAAUGUUGUAUGUUUUACAUAUAAUACACAGAUAAAGCAGUUAUAGAAAAUUGGAUAAAAAAUUAAUAAAAUCUUAAUCAGACGAAAUACAUUUCAAGAGGUUCUAAUAUCUAUAAAAAAUAUUAUUAUUUUUUGUUGAUUACUUUUAACAUAAAAUUAUAGUGGAGAACAGAAGAGGUCGUACGCAUUUAGUGUUAUUGCAUUUUAACCGAAUUGGAAGUGAUUGAAAAACACUGAAGAAAAAAAACAAUUAGAUAAUACCGCACGAGGAAUACUCAAUGAGUUAUAACAUAAAAAAUAACUAAUAAAAUAAAAAUGGUACCUAAAUAAUUUAAUAACUGAAAUGACUAAUCAUUAAAUGCAGUUCUUUCGGUUCAUCUUUUGUAUUUACUAUCAUUAUUAUUUAUUAUCAUUAUAAUUAUUAUACUGUAUUAUGCUGAUAACUAUACUAUAGUUGAUUUUAUGAAUUGUGCCCAUUGACAAGAGGCGCCUAGUAGACUAUUUGACGCAGGGGCUCCAAAAAAAACACGAUAUAAAGCGCGGCAAAUUUAAAUUUAUUACUUAUUUGUUUAUUAUCUUAAAAAUGUCUAUUUUUUACACCGUUAUUUAAAUGCAGUAUUUCAUAAUACAAAUUAUGAAAAAUUCAGAUAAUUUAGUUUCACGAUUUUUAUUUGUCUGCAAAUAAAAAUAACACAAUUAAUUAAUAAAACAUUAAAAAAAAUUAUGAGAACCAUGGUUUGUAGAAAUACCGUCACAAGGUACACCACCGUUGAGGGCCAUUUUUUUUUAAAAGCACUAUGGGUAGAAGCUUUGACAUAAUAUUAUAAUUAAUGUAAUCCCCCUGAGAUAGAUAACAAUAUUAUUACUACGCUGUACAGUUUCUCAUAAUAAUAAUUAUUAAUNAUUUUAAUACUUACUACUACUAUAUUUAAUUUAUUAUUGCUUUGUCCAGUGGCGUGCCCAGUAAUUUACAAUGGUAGGGGAUGGGACAAAUGAAAAUCGUGAAUAAAAAAUGAAAUCGUCUUUUCUACCCAAAUCGACUAUGAGAAUUGGUAAUGUAAAAGCCGGAAACUAAAAGAAAAACCAAUUUUUAAUCAAUUCGUCAAUUUAUCCGUAGGAAAUCUGCUGGAAUUCAUGAUUCUCGAUAAUAGAUUACCUAUACUUUGUUGUAUUUUUAAAACCGUGAGGGGGGGAUUAAAUCCCUAAUCUCCCACCGUGCACAUGCCGUUGGCCUUGUCUGCUUUAACGAAGCGAAUUCAGAAAUUAAGUCGAAAAUAAACAACGGUUUCUUAUGAUAAAACAUGGCUUGUUUAUCUCAUUGCGCGACCACUGUGUGCAAUUUAUUUUUAUAGGUACAAAAAAACCAUCUUAUAUCGGAGCCACCGUACGACGAAAUCAACUUAAAACGGAAAAAUCAGUUGGUACCGAGUGAUUCCGUUUUAAGGAUGUUAAAAAUAUUUAUGUUAUAUGUGACCCCGUUUGGUUUUCAAAAAUUUGAAACAUCCGAUUUCCUCUCAAAAUCAUCUGAUUGACAACCAACAAAUAUGGUUAGUGCUCGAGAUGAUGAAAGACGAUGGAUCGAUAAGGUUUAUGCCUUUAUUGUCAAUAGAUGAGUUAAUAAAAUAUCUUUAGUACAGCGAAAAUUAGUAGAUAACUGUCGACACUGAAAUAGUCACUUCCUAAAUUUAAAUGAAUUUAUACCUACCAUCAAUAUCCCUUUCAUAACCACUAUCCAUUACAAUGGAAAUGAGUAAAUAACUUUAUAGUCAUUACUGUGGAUCUAUAUCUUAAAUAAACAAUUGAUUAAAUGAUAUUUUAAUUAUUUAGUUAAAUAAUGAAAGGAAUAUUAAUUCCAAAUUUAUAUACAGGUAUCCCACAAAGUCCNCUGUAUUAUAGCUUUUGAUAUCUAUACUAAGGUAGAUUCCACGAAAAGUUGCCAUCAAUGGUGGCGCGCCUAGUAGACUAUUUGACGCAGGGGCUCCAAAAAAAAACGCGAUAUAAAGCGCGGCAAAUUUAAAUUAAUUACUUAUUUGUAUAUUAUCUUAAAAAUGUUUAUUUUUUACACCGUUAUUUAAAUACAGUAUAUCAUAAUACAAAUUAUGAAAAAUUCAGCUAAUUUAGUAUCACGAUUUUUAUUUGUCUGCAAAUAAAAAUAACACGAUUAAUUAAUAUAACAUUAAAAAAAAUUAUGAGAACCAUGGUUUGUAGAAAUACCGCCACAAGGUACACCACCGUUGAGGGCCAUUUUUUUUUAAAAGCACUAUGGGUAGAAGCUUUGACAUAAUAUUAUAAUUAAUGUAAUACCCCUGAGAUAGAUAACAAUAUUAUUACUACGCCUACUACUAAUAGCAAGUAGUAACUGCACUGUAUAGUUUCUCAUAAUAAUAAUUAUUAAUACAUAUUAUUAUUAUUGUAUAUUUUAAUACUUACUACUACUAUAUUUAAUUUAUUAUUGCUUUGUCCAGUGGCGUGCCCAGUAAUUUACAAUGGUAGGGGAUGUGACAAAUGGUAAAAUCUCACUUUGUGGUCAAAAAAAAAUUUAGUUUAAUUUAGUAUUUUUUUUUUAUAAAGGAACUUCAAUAUAAAAUUUUGACGAAAAUUGUUUGAGUAAAAAAAUGAUGUGGAACAAAUCUAAUUUUUCCAUUUUUUCAUUUUGAACAUACGUAUACUGCCGAUUUAUGAAUGAUGGUGAAGUCAGAGUUGAGAGGAUUAACUAAAUAUUGAAUAUUAUAGCAUUUUGAAGUCUUUUUUCAGGAUUAGGACCGUCAAAAUUAUUAUUUUAAUGUGGGCACGGUUAAAAAUGUUUGUUUUGUUUUUGCUUAGUACAACAAUAUGUCAUGUAUUUCCAAAAAAAGUGACCGGCAAUAAUUUAGUAGACUUGAAGUUCAAGUAUUGUGUAAAUUUCUUUUAAUUAUUUUAAGUCUUGUGAACUUAAAGUUUCAAUUUGACUUUUUUCUUUAAAUACUGAUUGAAUGGGUAAAUUUACAUUCCCUAAUGAAUGUUUCAUCAACGGCUUUUCUUUUAAAAUUAUUAUCUGUCGAUUUAUUUAUUGCCCAGCUAUAACUGUGACCUUUUUGUGGGGAGACAAUCUACCAUUCUUGCAAUUUUUCUUUACACAGUAAUACCUAUUACAAGUAUUCAGUAUACACACAGUCUACCUAUAGUAAUAAUAGUAUACUAAUUCUAGUGAAUAUUAUAAUAUAGGUACGUAAGAGUUUAUAGUCGGUUUUACAAAUGAUUUUUCAUAAUGACAAUAAUAAAAAAAAAAGAACUAUAAUAAUUUGCUUUCCGGUUGCCGUUUAUUUAACAUACACGAAAAGGUAAAUCGUUUAAGUUGUCAAUCCGAAUCACGCAAGACAACAAAACAAAGGAAAUAAAAAUCGGAAGUCUUGCGUUUAUUUUUCUUGUGCACGCACCGACUGUAUUGACUAAUCCAUAUUAUUUUCGUAAAGCGAGUAAAAUCUGAUAGUUGAUAGUCUGCAGUGUACAUUGCUGUCUGGUAAACCAUAAUACCUAUAGUAUUAAAAUAAUAUGAAGAAAACAUUUCAAACUCAUAAAAAUAAAAAACUUAAAGGUUUUUACGAUUACGUGUAUACUAUUACAUUGAGGAAAUCCAAUGGCAUACAAAUGUAUGAAAAACUAAUUUUUUAAAAGUGAAUUUGGUAAAAAACUAAGUAAAAAUAUAAAACACAUGAGUAGAAGAGCUCUGUUACUAGAGUCAAAUUUCCCCCAGCUAGCUCGUUGUCUUUAAAAUAUUUUACAUUUUUUUUAUAAUGAUAAGGAAUUGAUUAAACAAGUUUUAUUAAAAUAGGUAAAAUAGUUCUGCAGUAAAAAUAAACAAAUUUUUUUAUUUUCAUGAGUCUUUAAGGUUUAAAACCUGAUAUUGUUUGUGUAUAUGUGCAAUUUAAGCAUAAAAAUAUUUAAGAACGGGUUGAAAGUUAAAAACACCAUAAGACACAUCUUUGAUACUUAUAUACCAUAAAUAUAUAAAAAUAUAAACCCCUGGCUUCAUUUAGAGGAUCACACAGUUGAAGUGUAUACAUCUAAAAAACUACCUCUUCUUGUAAUAACAUGGUGAGAUUCACCUAAAAUUUUAUCACUUCAAUCCGUCAACAGAAAAGUACUCUAGUUUCUUAGUUUGAGCACUUUUGGUUCAAUAGAUAGUCGCUAAAACUGACUUAAUACAGUGCAAAAGUUGCUAUUUUCUGAAAAAUUCUACCUAAACUACUAUAGUCUUGAAAAUUAAACUAACAAAUUGUUUAGAAUAAAUCUAAAUUAGUUUAUGUCAAAGGAUACAAUCGGUUAUUAUAAUAUAGCUAAGAAUUUCAGUUUUUGAGUAACGAGUAUAGAUUAUAGAGUAUAUUUAUAACAUGUUCUUAUUGGAGGGGGAGGCGAUAUAAUAGUAAUUUUUGGGGGAAAUUGCUCUUUUAGAUUCAAAGCGAGGCGAAGAAUCUAUAAGUUCAAUAGAUCUAUAGAUCAAUGUCCGUGAUGUUUAAUGUUCACAAUUUAUAAUAAACUAUAUUAUACCUUCCUACUGAUCUUGAAUAAACUACCUAUAUUUCACUUAAAUUACUUUUUUUCUUAAAUAUUAUAAUGAUUAAUUUUGCAUGCGAUUCCGUUUAGGUAGUAUACGUACUCGAAUAUAUAACAACAAUACAACAUACAAUUUUAUUAGAAAAUUAUAGAUAUGUACAUUGGUAAAUUAGCAAAAAAAAAAACUAAUAUUUUACGAUGUCUUAGAACAUUAUGACGCCGCCUUGUAAUGGCACCCGAUUCCAAUGACCUCCUGGGCUAUUAAUACAUCCCCAGUUAUGGAUAUAAUUUGUAAUUCGCGAACGAAAAAAGUGCAUAGCUAUUGAUUAAAAUGUACGGAAACACGUUCCGGCCCCAUCGAUGUAAUAUUAAUUUUAAUGGUACCUAUCCUAUAAAAUCUAAAGUUCUAUUUAUCUACUAUUAUUAUACACAAUAAUAAUUAUUCGUUCUUACUAUUUAAUUGCUACAAAAAUAAAUUAUAAUUCGCAGAGACGCUGCAAUCUAGGUACGUUGACCUUUUACUUAAAAGUAUUUUAGGUACAGAAUAUUAUAUUAUAUUAUAAUCGUUUAUUAUGUACCGAUAAAAACAUGAAUAAAAUUUAAGUACUUAUAUAUAUUCAACGGUUAUAUAUAAAUUAAUUUUUAGUUCCUAAGUCCUUAACUACAACGCAUAAGUACCACGGUAUAGGUAUUAUUAUUAUAGUAUUGUACAAUCCAUGGUCGUCGGUCGGUGGCAAAGUCUGCGCGUGGUAUUACAAAACUCUUAUAUUAAAUCAGACUGCAUAACGAAAAUACACACGCAAUAACGAAAAUACGGGUGACAGGGGUGUUUUUUGGACAAAUAUUCGAGGUUGCCGACCUUGAUUUAUUGUACGGUGGGUAUAUGAAUAAUAUUAUAAUUUUUUCUAGCCACAUAAUUAUAUAACAUGAUAAUAAUAAACACAGUACCUACCACCUACCUAUAUUAUGACUCAAAGCGUAAAACGCGAAUAAGAAAUAAUGUUCAAUGACCCGUGAUUGGGGCCAUGAAAUUUUAAAUAAAUUAUCAUAUUAGGUAAGUAUCCAUAAAAUAAAAAUUAAUAGCACAAAUUGAAAAUACAGAUGCCUAUCGAUAGCCAAUUCGCAGAUCGUAUCAAUAAUAAGUCUUAAACUAAAAACUCACGCGAUUAUUUUAUAAUGUUUUUUUUUUUUUUUAUAACCGUAUUUUUUAGAUAUUAUACUUAUCUUUCUCUAUUAACAAUUAAUUAAACAUAGUUGUGAACUUUUUAAAAGUUUUUGAUUAAUUGGUAGAUACUUAUAGUAUACAUACAGAAAAAUAAAUAAAAUCUAGAUAUUGAUUUUAAAAUAAAGUUUCAAAUGUUAUGUAAUUACUUAAAAGGAUCAAGCGUAAAAUAAAAUAAGUUUAAAAUGUAAGAAAAAAACAAUAAGAUUUAAAUAUUGGUUUUGUUGAUAAAUUAACGUUUAAAUUUACGAAAUGUUAUUGUUUCUUUUUGGCACCCACUACAAAAACAAUGGGAAUAAAAACAUUUACAAAAUAUAGUUCAAUCUGCUACGAAUAUUUUCUUUGAUGCUAUACACUCCUCAAUUCUUUAGUUUGAUCUACGAGCUAAUUUUACUACAAAAAAUAUUGGGCUGUUUCUUAACAUUGAUAAAUGUAAAUCUUUGUCCUUCACUCGACGCCGCUAUCCUCAUUUAUUCUCCUAUUCAAAAUAUGAUACCGUCCUCAUUCCCGUUAAUAGUGAUGUUUGCAAUCUUGGUUUUAUCUAUGUUCUUUCAUUGUGCCUAAGGCCCAUAUUAAUCGUAUUACGUGUAAGAUAAAUAAGGUACUAGGUUUUAUAAAGAGAAUCGCAGGAAAUUUAAAUUGUUAAAGUCUUUAAAGGAGUUUUACUGUGCAUUAGUCAGGCCCAUCCUUGAGUAUGGUCCCGUGGUGUGGAAUCUUUACUCAAUGAUAUACUGCCAAUAAAUCGACCGAGCCUAGUGUAUAUUUCUCAGCUUCCCUGGUUUCAAGUUAAACAUUAUCCAUUUGCCUUAUAUAUCCAUUGCUAUAUUUCCUGAGACAGUAGAGAUAAUCAAAGUCAAUUUUUUUUUUUAUAUAUUUAUAUAUACGCAGGGGUAACGUCUACAAAUAUUUGUAUUUGAAUUAAAUUUUUAUGUUUUGCUAAAAUAAUUUUAAAAAACAACUUUAUAUUUUAUUAUUUUCGAAAAAUUUGAAGAUUGUUGUUUAUUCUUCUGAAAAUGUUGGCGUUUCAACUAUUCGUUUUUGUUAAACUCGUGAUUUUUAAUAAUUUUUUAUAGUUCAGAGAAAAGUAUCUAUAAUUAUGCAUGAGGCUGUAAUCACAUUCACUAAUUUAUUAUUUUAUUAGUGUAGAUAAUUGAUUACUUACACUUUUUUUCUCUGAACUUUAAAAAAAUGAUUAAAAAUCACGAAUUUAAUGAAAAUAAAUAUUAGAUAUUUACGUAAAAAUGUUCAGAAGAAUCUAUAACUAUAAAACGAAUAGUUAAAAAAAAAAUAAAUAAGACGGUUUUUUUUUACGUUUAUUAUACAUUUUUUUAACGGUAAAAUAUUGAUGUACAUAGGUACAUAGGUCAUUUUAGUUUGUCAAAAAUACUCCGACACAAUCGAUGUAUAUCUUUUUAUAGUAUACCUUUUUGCACCAGCGCAAUAAUAUAUAUAUAUAGACGGUGUCCUAAAUUUGACGCAAUUGACAAAUAUCGUUUUAGUCGUAUAGAAAUUAUUUUUUUUUAAUCGUUCGUUACAGGCUUUACGCCGGAAGAAGGGUUUCCGGUCAUGGUUUGGUUCCAUCCUGGCAAUUUUCAGUGGGGAACGCCGAUGCAUUGGGACGCUUCUGUUUUGGCUGCUCGACACAAAGUACGUACUUAUAUGUAAUGAAAAUAUAAGAAUAUUUAAAAUAUUAUUACCUAAACUGCGUUUUAAUUGUUCAGGUUUAAUAUUUUAGAUUCUAUGUGCAAUAAAGAAUGUAUUGAUUUUACUAUGAUGUAUGCUUAUUAUUAUUAUAGUUCUUUUUCUGUUUACGAACAACUUUUCUGGCAAAGUUUUUACACUGAAAUUCAAGGGUAGAAUCUUCUCUGAGAUAAGAGAAAGAGAGAGUGAGAGAGAGCAGAAAUCAGAGUAAAAUCUACAUUCUUUGCUUCGCUUAAAAUCGAAUACUCAUUUAGGUACCAUUUGUGAGGCGGCAAGGCGCGUGGCAUUUUAUUAAUGUUCCAUUACUCUCCCACAAUUUAAACUUAAAAGUGGAAUAUCUUGUUAACGAAAAGACGAAAACCAGAAAUGUUGACACUGAAAUGUAUUUAAAGUAAUACUCCGCCUAUUUAUAGACUUUUUUUUUUACAUAGGUUCUCAUUUGAAAAACUAAAUUUAGUAUCAUCAUUUAUCACAGGAUACUCUUAAAAUGUUGUGAAAAAUCUAUGAAUUCGAAAAUAUCGACUUUAAUCACACUUAGAAAUUCCAAAAAAUGAGAAUUUGAAUACAUGUAAAAUUUAACCCGAAAAAUGGGGUGGCACGCUUAGUGAAUUACCCUGCAUAUACAUAUAUUAGCCUUUUUUAGACGCAGUAAAAUUUUCGAAACAUUCUGACGAUUUUUAGUUAUUUAUUACAACUUAAAAUUGUUUAGCUUUUGGUCGGUUUAAUAGGAGUAAAAAAAAUUUAAAAAGGUUCAUUACAACUUGAUCAAAAAACACAUAUGAACUACAAAACUUUCCCACUAGAUUAGAAUUUUCUCCAAAUCGACUUGUUCUACAUCUCCCAUUUACAAGUACAUAUUUUAACGAAGUUAUUUACUUUCAACUGUGAGAAUAUUUUUUGUGAAAACAUGAAAUCUUAGAGUAAAAAUAUUAGGGAAGUGGGUUGAAAGUAGAAACCACCAUAAGGAACAUCUUAAUAUUUACACACAUAAGUACAAAAUUACAUCCCUCUGGCUUCAUUUAGGAGAUCUGUAGAGAUAUACAAAACUAAAAAUCACCUUUACCCCCUACAAUAUAGUGAAGUUCAUAUCUAAAUUCAAUUAAAAUUGUAUCUCUACAUUUCACCUAUAAAAAACUAUAGGUUUUUAUAUUAUAGUUUUAUAGUUUUUCAAACUAAUUCCUUAGCUUGAGCUUGUAUAUUAUGAUCGAAAAGGUGUUUAAAGGACCGCUAAAAGUGUUAAAAAGUAACGCGAAAUAAAUAUACAUAUAUAAUUUUAUAUGAAAGAUAUAAUAUAUACUCUCUAUUAUUGGGGCAAAUUCGAUAAAAAAAAAGUCACAUAAUUGUAUAGUUUUUUUUAGAAACGUUUUAAUUUUUAAGUCUAAAAAGAAAAUAUAUUCAAGCAUUUGAAAUAGAACGAAAUAUUGUGAAUAAUCAUGUAUAAGUGAAUACUUUUUAUUCGAUCGCAUACGUUUUUAAACCAAUGAACUGUAAUGUCAAGUAUUUCCUUACGUUUAUUUAAUAGAAAAAAUUCAUCACGCAACACUUUAAAAAAAAAGCCCUCCUUGCCACGCAUGUAACAUUUAUUAUGGUUAUAAAUGCGUACACACGUGGGUAUAACGCAUAUUUAUAUAGGUACCGAGCCGAAGACAUAUAGCUAAGAAUAACUAUCCCAAGAGAGGCACGCUAUGAUAAACGUCUAUCCCUAGAAGAUUUAAAAAAAAAAAAAAAAAUCGGAACAUCCUACAGUGUCAUAAAAAUCCAAUGUUGGUCCACGUAAUAAAAAAUGAUUUUCAUUUUGAUUUUAUACGAAAAUGACUCACUUUCGUAGUUCCGUAUUUCAUUUGUUAUAAUUUAAAAUUAAAGAGUAAAUUUGCAUUUAUAAUUUUAUUAUUAGCAUCUCGUAUUUAAGGAAUAACAUAUAGGCAAUUCUCUCGACAUUUUGUAAAAGACAAAAAUAUUAACAUUUAUUUUUAAAUACAAGUAAGUACAAGUUAAUACAAGAAGUUCUGUGUGUUUAUUAUAUUCGUAUACAAUGUACAAGUGUGAAAUUAAACAAAUACUUAAAAACUAAAAACUUCUCGGGAUUAAAAGUGCUUUACCUUGCAAUAAAGGGAACCUGCAUUGUUCAGUGCAGGUUUUAGUUUUUCGAUUAUAAAAAUGAUAAAAUUAGUUAAAACAACUUAAAAUUAUUUCAUUUUAGAACAAUAAUAAGUACGAGUAUAACUUUUAGAUUCUAAACGUUGCGAGGUUGGUAAUGUUUUGGUUUUAAAAUGAUAUGUGUUUUUUUUAUUUUUGUCUAUUACCAACUUUUCUACAUGAAAUUUUGUUCCAAUCAAAAAUUGACAAAAGAGCUUUUAUAAUUUCGAAUUUAGUUGGUACAUAGAAAAGGUAGUUCAUUAAUUUUUAAAGCAAUUUUCAUAAUAAUCGAGGAAAAAAUGUGUAAGAAAAACAAACAAAUUCAGGGCAAUACAAGUUUUAUAAGAGUUUUUUUAUUAUUUUAUUAUCAGAUUUUUUUUCUUAUCAGGAACAUUGCUCCGAAAUUCAAGUAUAACAUUUUUUCUGAGAAGAAAUUUGAUCUUGUUGAAUCAUAUGGAGAUUGUUUUUGGAUUAGUAGUUUUUUCAAUAAUUGGAAAAAUCGGGGGAAAAUUAGGAAAAGGAAAUAAAGGUUUCCUUACUUUUAAUUUAAUUAUUUUGUUGUGAUUCGGUUGAAAAUAAUUAUAGAGAUCUGAAACUAUUAAAACAAUAGUUAUAUUAGCUUUUUCUAGACGUGGUACAAUUUCCGACACAUUCUAGUGACUUCCCAGAUAUUUAUAUAGGAAUUCGACAUUUUUUAGUUUUUGGUAUUUGUUUGGUUCUUUGUGGAAACAAUUGUUUUGACCGAUCAGAAUUUUUGAAAAUUUAAUACGAGAACAAUCGUAAUUUAAUUUGAUGUAAAAAAAAAAAAAAAUUGUUUAGUUUUAUGUAGUAUUUUAUUUUUAUAAGAAGUUUAGUUCAAAUUUUGAUGAAAAUCGUAUAAAUCACGACAUUUCAAAAUAUGUUUUACUGAACAUCAUUCGGAAUCGUAUUUCGUUAGUAAUGGUUUUAUCGUUGUACUGAUAAAAAAUAAAAUAAUUGUAUGUAUUCUACCUUUCUAAUUUUUCACCAAUAAUGGUGACUCACCCAUCAACAGUAUUCAUCUCAUGUUUUUUUAAAAUUUAAAAUUUAUCGAAAACUAAAACCGAUGUGUGCAAAUUUGCCCUUUUUUUUAUGCUGAAAAUUCUGUUUCAUAAUUAAGCCUAACUAAUUAGUAUCCACGUAAAAUUGUUUUUACAGAUGGAUCGCGGGCCCUUAUAAUUUAUAAAAUAUUUAGUAUUUAUAAUGAUAUACGUAGGUAACGAGUUUUUUGUGAUAUUUAAACAUAACAUUAUAGCUGUUGUGUAACACAAAAUAUUAAAUCAACGAACGAUGUACGUAUUAUACACUAAAACAUAGUGUGUACAGUUUCAUAACACGUCAUUGUCUUAAGGAUUAUUUUAACGAUAACAAAUUGAUCGAUGCUGUUACGGUUACUUAACCAGUUAACCUACUCUUCUGUUGUGUAAACUGUGUAGUACACAUAUAACUCCUACCCCUCAUUCCACAUUACAUUUCACGUCACAAUUGUGACGCUCUAUACAAUAAUUAUUAUUAGUAUUAGUGAUUGAUAAUACAAUGAGCUAUUAUAGUAAUGUCACAUAAAUCCGGAUUAUGAGACAAUUCAAAAAAUACGGAUUUGGGACUUCAAAUUCCAAAAAUUCCUAUUUUGAAUUUCAAAAUUCGAAUUUUUGAUUUUUGAAAUCUAUUGCAUAUUGUGUAUAUAUUUUUGCAAUUUGUAUGUUUUAAAGUAAUGUAUUAAAUGAUUUUUAACAAAAAAAUAAUUAAAAAUGUAUGGAAUCCGGAUUAUCGAACUUUGACAAAUCCGGAUUUUUCCCACCACUUUAAACUAUUCUAAAACUGGUUUUAACCGCCCUCUUCUUUUGGUCGCGCACUUUUGUUCUUAUAUAAUAUAAUUUAAUAUUGUAUAUACAGGUGAUCGUGGUGACAACAGCGUUUCGGCUGAACAUACUUGGCUUCUAUACGGACAACACUGCGGUCGCACCGGGCAACUGGGGACUGAUGGACCAGGCGACCGCGUUGGACUGGGUCCGGAAGAACAUCGAUAGCUUCGGUGGUGCGCCGCACAACGUAACGGUGUUCGGACAGGGCUCGGGCGCGGUAAGCGUGGGCUUGCACGUGGUGUCGCCGUGGUCCCGAGAUAAGUUCCAGCGGGCGAUCAGCAUGAGUGGUAACGCACUGAUGCGGACAGCCGUAGUCUCGUCAAGUGGAUCGGAAGAAGUGCUGACUAAGCUGGCUGAUAGGUUCAACUGUUUUUUAAACACGUUGACCGGGUGCCUGAAAAACGUGGACGCCGACGAGCUGGUUAAAGUGGGCACUUCUUUGAAUAUAAACUGGGGCCCGGUGAUUGACGGCCCGGUGCUGGUCAACAACAGUGAAGGCCGCGAACCGUUCUUGCCGGACGCGCCGGCCGAGAUGAUGGCUAACGGCCGGUUUACCGCGGUCCCGCAUUUAAUCGGCUACAACCGAAUGGAGGACGCGUACGAUGCGUUCGCGGAGGACGAAGACAAUGGUAUCAGCGGUGAGAGUAUUACCGAACGAACGAGAAAAGUGAGAGAACAGUUCGAGGCCUUGGUUCGGGACAUCACGAUGGACGACUUCGAAGAUAUGCAACUAAGGCGACGGUCACAGCAACCGACGGUUGUUCCGGCGUUGGCGGACGAAACUUCUGACGGCGGCAGUGCCGCCGGCGGUGGCAACAACUAUGAAGAUGGAAACUGUACAAUAAACGCAGAUUUCGUAGUGGACACAUUGUUGAUGCGGUACGCCCGGCAAACGGACGACCCGGAAACGCUGCGUCGGAACUAUGUAAUAAUGGCCGCCAACAAGAAGUACUGGGCCACCAGCUACCGUGUAGCCGCGUAUGUCUCGCGGUACAACGCGACAUACGUGUACCGGUACGAGUACAAGCUGCGUGUGGCCAAGGCACUGCUCAACGCGGCCGAGUGGAUGGACGCUCCAAACGGCGCCGAGCUGCCUAUGGUGUGGGGCAUGCCGUACUGGUCGACGGCCGUGGCCGGCGACUGGACUGCCGCCGACCGGCGGAUGUCUGACAUGGCCAUGUUCAUAUGGACCAAUUUCGCCAAGUACGCCGACCCGGCGUACCGGAACCCGGUGUUCAACGUCAAAUGGGACGCGUUCCAGCCCAGCAAUCCCCGGGCGAUGGUAUUGGACAAGGUAUUGAACAUGUCGGCCGUCGACCAGGAACCCGAGUUUUGGAACGACUACUAUCCCAAGGUGGUGGCCGUUUCAAUGCAGUGUUGCUACAACUACACCGUCGAAUCGGCCGCCACACCGUCGGCCCCGCACUUAGGUCUGCGCGGUAACGGAUGGCCGUCGGCGGUACUGUUAACGGUACUGCUGUCGCUAUCGCAUGCCGCGAGCUUUUCGCCUAUCGCUUGAGCCACACCGCCAACGCUACAACCGCACACGAUACAAUAAUAAUAUUAAAUACGCGUUUUGUAACUCGUCAUUUUCUCCGGCGUCGCAUACCAAUAUUAUGUAUAUUGUAUAUUGUAUAGUGCCUAAUUCUUUAUUCACGUUCUCAUGCAGCGUCAGACCGUCACCGCGAGAACGAACCUAGUUUAUCGCGGUGUAUAUACGAUAGCCGGCACGGCCAACGCGAAGAAGUUGAACGACGAAUUUCGGAUUUCGUCAACAUCGAAGAAUAAUAUUUAUUAUUAUUACGCGCAACGGGCGACACUGACGAGGGCUUGGAAAAUUUGUCUUUAUUCGGAUGUUAACGUGACACUGAUUUUUCAACCCGACCCAUGGGUACCUAUUUUUAACAUUGCACUUAAAAACCAACGCGGAAUACGGAAAAUCGGCAAAAUUAUCCAU
Molecule: messenger RNA, 25023 nt
Organism: Cinara cedri
Lineage: Eukaryota; Metazoa; Arthropoda; Insecta; Hemiptera; Aphididae
Source: the annotation of a GenBank genome assembly